AUGCUGUCGCACCUGAAGGAGCUCCAGGCCGACAAGAAGAGCUACGGCCACGUGGACAGCGCCGUCGACAUGAGUCCCGGCGGGUAUGUCAAGACGCCCAGCAGCUUAAAUGACGUGGAAGAAGGCGGCGGCGGCGGCAGUAGCAGCAGCAGUGCGCUCCCCGCCGCGCAAGAGCAGCAGCAGAAUCAGAGUCCGAGUUCCAGUGCGAAUCAGAUGCCGAAAGACUUCAUGGAGCGCCCACUUUGCGACGAACAGAGCGAACGGGAGACGGAUAAAAUCGCACACGACGCGCAGUUCCGCGUGAACGGAAUCGUUGUCGAUCACGAAGUCAAAGGCGGCGCGCGACGUGGGUGGGAAGGGGUUUAUGAGAUUAUGUUCCGGAGCUCGACGUCUACGGGCCAACGGGUGGCGCUCGUGCUGCUCGUGAUGGUGUCGGUGAGUGUCGCAGUGGCUGUGCUGGACAGUGUGGACGACAUCCGCGACGGCAUUGGCGACGUGUUGCUGGCGCUGGAGGCGUUCUUUACAGUGGUGUUUUCCGUCGAGUAUUUCUUGCGGGUCGUCUCGCUUCGUCAUCCCGGACGGUUUGCGCUGAGCAUGAUGGGCUUUAUUGACGUCUGUGCGCUCGUGCCGUCGUACUUGGCGUUCAUUCUCCCCGACGCGCGACCGUUGCUGCACUUGGCCGUGUUGCGGAUUUUCCGAGUCAUGCGCGUGUUUCGACUGCUGCGCCUUGCGCGCUUUGUGGACGCAGGGGCCGCGCUGAGCGACAACAUUCAGUCGAACAAGCGGCGCAUUGCCGUGUUUCUCGUGGCGCUGUUUACGAUGAUCAUUGUCAUUGGGUGCGCCAUGUACCUCAUUGAAGGCGACCGCCACGACUUUUCAAACAUUCCCAUCAGUCUAUACUGGACCGUGGUGACCAUGACCACGGUGGGAUACGGCGAUAUUUCACCCGAGACCAUCUUGGGCCGCAUGUUGGCGACCGUUGUCAUGUUUGUGGGCUACGGGAUGAUUGCCUGUCCACUCGUGCUGAACCAGACUGGAUCGAUGGACAUUUUGACUGAAGUCGUCGAGUGUCCGCGCUGUUUCCGACGCUUGCACCAAGACGAUGCCAACUUUUGCCGGGUGUGUGGCACAGCGCUCCGCCAGCCCCGUGCAAAGAGCAUCAAAGCCCGACGCGACCGCCGUCUUCGGCUUGCAAAGCUCCGACUACCACUUCCAGACGGCGAUCUCUCGUUUUCGACGUCGUCGACAAUGCGGUCAAAUGCGCGUCUGCUGUCGGGAGACUUGGACUCGACGCGGACGAUUGACCAGGGCGACUGCUAA
This is a messenger RNA of Hyaloperonospora brassicae, 1320 nucleotides long. Lineage: Eukaryota; Oomycota; Peronosporomycetes; Peronosporales; Peronosporaceae. The record is from the annotation of a GenBank genome assembly.